This is a messenger RNA of Enterobius vermicularis (human pinworm), 366 nucleotides long. The record is from the annotation of a GenBank genome assembly. NCBI's taxonomy places the organism in Eukaryota, Metazoa, Nematoda, Chromadorea, Rhabditida, Oxyuridae.
AUGCAGAAGAUUGUCCUGCUUUGCCUUUUCGUGGUUGCUAUUAACGCAGUGAUUGAAGACGACAAAUGUGAGCCAAACUCCCAUUUUGUUAAAUGCGGGUCUUUAUGUCAGAAAAAAUGUAACGAACCAGAGCCUGACCGAUGCCCAAAAAUUUGCUUCCGAGGAUGCAUCUGUGAUCAGGGUUAUGUUCUUAACGCUCAGGAGAAAUGUGUCAGACCGGAAGAAUGUCCAGGCGUUCAUUUGAUUUAUUGUGAUUCGCGAGUGGAGCGAAUUGUUUAUAACUUCAAGUCGGAAAAGAUAAUUAUGGAAAUGACAAGGCUUUUCAAUAAUCUUGAAUUUAUUUUUUUUGACAAUUAUUAUUUGUGA